This is a messenger RNA of Phytophthora nicotianae INRA-310, 1155 nucleotides long. RefSeq lists its product as hypothetical. Lineage: Eukaryota; Oomycota; Peronosporomycetes; Peronosporales; Peronosporaceae. The transcript has 3 exons. The coding region runs from base 508 to 1155 and encodes 215 amino acids. The record is from RefSeq and is a predicted model, not a curated record.
AGAACGAAAGCAACUAAAACAACGCGUUGCACAACUGGAAUAUGACUACUACAUCGAGCACGAACGAAUACAUGAUGUACGUACAAUUAUCGUUUGUAUUGACCUCACUAUAACCAUUGCAACACUUUUUUUUUCUAGAUGGAAAGUAUAUAUCUUGACAUGCAAACGCAACGCAUGCGAGUAUCCCCUCGUGCAAUUGAGCAUGGGUGGGUGGAAGAAAUGGAGGCAAAAAUGAAACAACAGCGUGCGCUCAUUACCAAGGUGAAGCUUGAGGUCAUCUUUGCGCUAGGUCUGGAAUUCAAACGGAAAGAGAAAGAGUUCAUCGAGUUCCAACAGCGCAUUAAUGCCAUAGAAGAAAAGCGCAGACGGUUUGAAAUCUGGCGAAACGAAGAAUAUCUAGACUUUUGGGAGGUAUGUGCAAUCUGAUUUGGCACAUGACAAAUGCCUUAGCUGCGCUUUUAUUCUGCACUACAGCGCGAAUGUCGUUUCCACUACCAAGUAAAGAUUAUGCAGAAACGUCAGAAAAUUGCCGAAACUCGGCGAAGCUGGCAGGUCCAGUUAUACAGAACUAAUGGCAAGCGCGACCAUCGUUGGAGGGGUUCACACUGGUCUCCAGAUGUAAUUGAAGUUUCCAAAGAGAAAGAAGGUUUUUGCAUCGGCUCGACCGAUAUUCUGGCGCUCGUGCACGAUAAAUGGCGGCUUCGAAUGCAGGAAGUCGAUGAAAGUGGGCCAGUACGCGAUGACAAAGAACAGAUAUGCGAUACGAGAGGGCAUAUCGAUGAUCUAUCGGACCAGGUGGCCCACACAGCAGCCACAGCCCAAACCGAGCAAACGAAGGCGAUAUUCAAACCAGUGUUUCGAGAUGUGGAGCUCUCAUUUGAUAAAAUUCAAAAACUACAACGAGAACAUGACAAGCCUCUGGUACAAGCAAGGCAAGAAAGAAACACUCGAGGUUCUACUGAUAAUGCCAGAACUGGAGAGAAUCAAACAGCCAAAGGUCUCGUUAAACGUGCUAAAGAUCCGAUGCGUUCUUUAGACCGACAGCAGCGGAAACGACAACUCGUGUUGGCGGCUAAGGUCCCGUGGCACCUCCAUGACCAGUUAGAGGCAGAGCGCCGCAAUCUAGCAAACGAGAAAGCUAUGUUCAAACUAUGA